ACCGAGCAGGGUUCAGUGAGUGGCGGUGAGAGCGGAAGAGCAGACACAAGGAACCUUCUACCUUGUCCACCAUCACAGGUCUUGUACACCAUCACAGGUCUUGUCCACCAUCACAGGUCUUGCACACCAACACAACUCCAUCAAAAUGCUGCGCGUCGUUCUUGUCGUCUGCCUGGCCGUCUGUGUUCUCAGCCAGGCACCGCCCCAGGGGGAGAAGAAGGUGGUGCACGACUGUACCAAGUGUGACCCCAACAAGUGUGUGGACGUGUCACAAUACUGCCGGCCAGGCGUCACCCGCGUCAAGAAUGAGUGCGGCUGCCUCGUCUGCCCUGAGCUCCACGGAGACCUGACGCAUGCCCACCACGACCAUUGCAUCAACUCCGGCGACAACCACCAUGACUUCGAUCACGACCACACCGGACACGACGCGUUCUGCUGUGGUCUUGGACACGAUGGGUAAACCACCACUUAGGAAGACUCCUUGGAGGUCCCCAAAGUAAUGAUCUCCCAGAGAAGAACCUUACUUGGGAACCUCUAGGGAAGAGUUCGAGGACAGGCCCUAGCAGAUAACGAAUAGAAGACUAACCCUUGGAGAGUUAUAUCCUCAUAGAGUUAUAUCCUCAUAAUUAUAGAGUUACCUCAUAAUUAUAGAGUUAUAUCCUCAUAAUUAUAGAGUUAACCCUUAUAGAGUUAUAUCCUCAUAGAGUUAUAUCCUCAUAAAGUUAUAUCCUCAUAGACACCAACCCAGACCAGACUCCCUUAGGUCACUAAGGACAGACCCCUAUGUCACCAUGGAUAGACCCGCAGGUGCCGAAGGACAUACGCCUUGUAGAGCCUCCAAAGUAAUACCCAGCCAGGAGAGACCUUCAUAUCGGGACCCCAUCAAGAAGACUCGGAAGAGGGAGCCACAGAAAAAGCUCAACAGAAGCUUUUCCUAGUGAGGAGUCCUUACCUAUUUUCCUGAUUUGUCUUGGGUAUUUAUACAGAUAUAAUUUGACAACUACUUGUUAUUUCUAAAUAAAUAAAGAUUUAUAAUUGACAUAAGAAACUUGAUUUAGCAGCUGUUAUUAGACCUAACUUGUGUAAUGUUAUGUUCUGAAAUAAAUGUUUAAUACAAAAAAGUUA
Molecule: messenger RNA, 1125 nt
Organism: Procambarus clarkii (red swamp crayfish)
Lineage: Eukaryota; Metazoa; Arthropoda; Malacostraca; Decapoda; Cambaridae
Source: RefSeq, a predicted model, not a curated record